CAAGUUUUUGUGCAAGAACAGCCGUUCUUACGCAAGAAGCCUGCAGUGUAGACGCAGCCAAAGGGUAUUACCUACAAUAUGUUGUCAGCAGCCAAGGAAGGUCUGUUCUUCAGAGAGAUGAUUAGUCUUGCUGUUUAUUUUCUAUAUCUAUAAAUGUUUUCCAUUGCCUCUUGUGAAGAGUGGACUUUGAGGUAAAAAAAAUGCCUACUUAAUUUUUUGGUGUGAUUAUAUUAAAAUAUUUUGUCAAAUGGAGGGCCAAAAAAUCCCUCAGGUUUAUGUAGGUAUAGGAACAAGUUGUUUAAAACCAAAAUUUGAAUCUUGUUUUCAGCUUCAAUUUUAUGUACUGCUGGGAAGACACCACUAAAUUUAAGUUGCUCUUUUCUUGAUUAAAAGACUCAUUUUUGGGGAAGUGAGGAUAAGAGGAAGGUGUUCAAGGAAAACAAUUAAAGUUGGGAGGGAAAAGUUGGAAAAACAAACUCCACAAAGAUGUGGAGGACUUCAUAAAUGUUUUCUGUUGGGGACCGAAAACAAGUGGAAAUUAAACAUGAGAUGACUUGUGGUGCUGACCUUUCAGUUCCUAUCCCAAAAUGUAGUUUUGUUAUGCUUAAAGGUGGGUAUUCAAGCUAAAAGUAUUCAUAGGUAGACAGAAGUGUGGGACCAAAGGCAAGCACUUUAAAAGGAAACUGAAAACCCUAUCUCCUUUGUGAACGUGUCUUUAUUCUUCCUGUCUACAGGAAUCCUGACACCUGUAUCCUAAUCACUUUCUGAUCAGUGUAUACUGAGUUAGAAAAUGGUUUCGAAGUAUUUUUUUUUAAAGUUGGUGGGACCAUAGUUUUGUAAAUGGAUGAGAAGAGGAGUUCAGAUCUUAGUCUAAAAUCUAUAUACGUGACCAUAUCUUUCAUACGCUUAAUCCUCAUCCACCCCCAAAACAAGUGAAAGAGUGCAGUGUGCAGGAAUCUUUAAAUGAGAAUUCAGAGGUCUAAAUGGGUAUUUUGGAAGGCUUUAAGGCACUGGUGAUUAAUAGGCUUCUAGAAUGACUAAUGACAGUUCCAUUUUAACUUCUCUGCUGACUUUAUUUUUUUUAAAUUGAACAGAUAGCCAUCUCACAUGCUUAGUUGAAUGGCUAAAGAUCUUACUUUUAAAAAACACUGUUUAGAUUUACCAGAGUAUUGUAGGAGUAAUUUAACAUAAAACAUAGUAACAGGAGCUUUAAAAAAGUCAAGCUUUUUAUUUAGAUUUAUACCAGUUAGAGCCAUAUCUCAUGGGUCAGAAAUUUCACACUACAAUAGUGUGGGCAAAGGCAAGGGUUCUGAAUUAACAAUCAGAAUGCAAAUUGAUGCAGCCUUGUUGUUGGCUAUAUAAUGAGCAGUAAUUCCGAAGGCCACCAGAGGGACCAUUAUUUUCUUGGCUCGUCUUUAUGUAUCAUUGUGGAGGGAUUUUUCUCUCCAAUUUUCUUACAACUUACUGUAUCAAGAUAAAUGAAUGUAAAGGGGGGAAAAUUGACUCUUUUAAACUAAGGUCUCAAUUUUUACACAAUCCUAAUGAUUACGGAUGUUUGAACUUCUAAUACCUUAAAGGGAUCUGAUUUUUUUUCAGAGGUAGGUGUUCGUGCUUUCUAAAAUUCAAGUCCCUUUAAGGUGUCUUGAGUACCCACAAUCAUUAAGAUCUUGUGAAAACAUAGGCCUUUGGGUUUUUUCAACCUGAUUUGGACAGUGAAACAGAAUUGGCCAGUUCUUAAUGUGGCUUUUUUUCUAGCGCUGGUACAUGAGACAGCUUGACAGUUGUGGAAACAUAAGUUAUUGCUGUAUCUCUAGAACAGGUGCAACAUGGGCAAGCAGUCCCACUUUGCUCUAACUGGAUGCUUUAAGCUUCCCUUUGUAGAAAAGAGACAUUCAGUGUGUGGCAGGGUCAGUCUAGAAUCUUUGAGUUACUAGAAAGGUGGCUAUUGAAUUUUAUUGUGAUGGGUCUAAGUCCAGUUAUCUAUUUCACAAAACCAAUAAUUAUCCACCAAACAAGUCACCAAACAGCCAUCAGGUGGUAACAGAUUUUGAUUGCUACUGUUCCAGGCUUGACUUGGAACUGAUAACCUUUACAGAAAGAGCUUCCUAUUGCAUUACCAAGUCUGUUAAUUGUACUUAAUCCCUUUCUACUGUAGAAAAGCCCCUGAGCCUCCACUAAUAGUAAAAAAAAAAAAAAAUGAGGCAUACUCAGAGUAUUUCCCAUGUCCCUCUUGUGGUCACCGCUGGGGUGAAGCCAGGGAACAUGAGACCACAUCAUAACAGCACAAAGGGCAUUGGAGCGCGUAGCAGGAUGCGAAUCCCUGAGAGAGAGCAUUCCACAGCAGUGCUGAAAAGUAUGCAGCGACCUCCAUUCCAUCUACAUCAGGAAGAACAAGAUGCCUUCUUCAACCUACUGGAGGAUGACUUGGUACAAGAGUUCUUGUCUAUGGACAUAUGCUACAAGAUUUCAGAUAAGUAUCUUCUAGCCAUGACUCUGACUUACUUCAAACGUGCUGGCUUGCAUAUUAGUGAAUACACACGGAUGAACCUUUUCACUGCUCUGUACUUGGCUAAUGAUAUGGAAGAAGAUGAAGAGGAUUACAAGUAUGAGAUCUUUCCCUGGGCUCUUGGUGACAACUGGAGGCAGCUGUUCCCACAGUUCUUGAAAAUGAGGGAUAGUUUCUGGGCUAAAAUGAAUUAUCGAGCAGUGGUCAGCCGGCGUUGUUGUGAUGAGAUAAUGUCAAAGGAACCAUCCCAUUGGGCUUGGUCACGUGAACGACUCCUUCAUCACAGUGGAGCACUGAGGAGUUACCUGAAGAAUGAAAAGGACUCAUUUCCAAGAGGACCUGGUGUUACACCCCCAAGCUGCCCCCUGUGCACUUGUGAGCUGACCGAAGAUGAAGCCAACCCAGAAAGUGCUCCAAGUGCUUGUACUUCAGAUGGCGAACUAUUACCAUUCACUAACAAGUGGUCCCAGGACUUAAUUAUCUUCCCUCAGAAAAUAAUGCUGGAUCCAGUGGCAACAUAUAGCCUGCAAAUCCUGCAGAAUCCAGGUGUCACUGUAGAGCCUGAUGGAACCAUGGAUUGGCGAUCUGUGGGGUGACUCUGCUCUGAUCAAGAUGUUUCCUCCAAGAAACUGCAAGUGGCACUGAACUUGUUCUCAUUCUGCUGUUCACAGAACUACUUUUCACCAUGCACUUUAUGGAUAUAUUCUUGUUCUGAACAGGAAGACAGAGCAGUAAUUUAUUUAAAAAAAAAAAACCUUGCUGAUGCAGCUAUUCAAAUGUGCCUUAUAUAAUAUACAAAUCCAAUGUAAUAGCUGGACAGGCUCUUAAUAAAAAUGUCCAGGAAAAAA
Molecule: messenger RNA, 3354 nt
Organism: Pelodiscus sinensis (Chinese soft-shelled turtle)
Lineage: Eukaryota; Metazoa; Chordata; Testudines; Trionychidae
Source: RefSeq, a predicted model, not a curated record